AUCCAUGUGUUUUGGGUGAGGAUGCAAGCCACGAGGAAGAAAGUGCUUGCAUCAUGCGAAUACUAACAGUAAAUUCAAUGUGUAGACGUGUAGCGCGGAGGCAGUAGAUUUGUCUGGCAGUUUUUACUGAAAUUAAAACUAUUAAAGCUUGCACGUAACUGCGUCUUGCCUCGUGGUCGUGCUAGUGUUGCGGCAUAAUAAUCAAUAUGGCGGCACAAGUGGCUGCUAAUUCCAAUGACUGCUCACAGGCUCGUGAGAGUGCUGGCGCAUCAUAUGCGCAUGCGGUGCUUAAUUUCAAAUCUGCGGACAGUAAUAAAGAAAAUAUAGGCGAGACUUCAGAUACAGUUACGAAAGAACACAACACGAAGGAAGUGCCGGCUGUGGGUAAAUACUGUUACCAGAAAUCGACUAAACAGCAGUCUCAUAUGACAGAUCACCAUGCUACCGGUGGUGAUGGAGAGUGUUGUAGCGUUGUUACUGCAAGUAAAGAAGGGCUCGAAAAUGUGAGUACUUCUGAUGUGAGUGGUAUCAGAAGCACUGACGCCGGAUGUAACGAAGAGACCACGGGCGAUAUACGAAACUCAGAAAAUGAAGGCGGUUGUAAUGAGGACGAAAAAGUUCCUGAGAAGAUAAAGUACGUCGAAGCUCCUCUUCCAAAGGUUAACCCCUGGACGGCAAACCGAAAUGCUGCAUCAGUGAUUACGGGAAAGUUAGAAAGCAAGUCGCAAAGUAUGCUCCAAUCAAAUUCGCCAACGGGGCGGAGAGUGUUGCAGCCGCAGCAACAAGAAAAUGCCAGUACACAAGCUCAGCCACCAUUUGUCAUGAAGAUGACACAGGACCGAAGAUGCACAAAUCAGCGUGAAGGCAGUUUCACUGAUGUGGAUGACUGGCCAACAUUGGGACGUUCAGAGAAGAAAGUUCAUACAAGUCCAGCCCAAAUGAUAAAGAACAUUGGCAGUGCAAAAGUAAACAAUCCACAACAGCAGAAUACACCCAGUGUAGAAAAUGGUAAUUGCUUGGCAACUGAUGACAAAAAAGUAGAGCGAAAGAAGCAGGAAUGUAAAAAGAUUGAGCAGAGGAAUUCAAGUCUGAAUGGUUCAAUGCCUGGAGCAGAAGAAAACCGGAGAUCAAACAGUGUACCAGCAGCUGCAAAAAAAAACCCUAAACAGAAGUGGGUGCCACUUGAUAUCGACAUGAAGGCUCCUGGCAAACGAGACCAUUCUCCAAAAUUUCGAGGUGCUUACUACAGAGAGCGGAGUGCCGAUUAUGGAUCAGAGAAUUUCGGCCAUCAUGAUAAUGAAAAUCACUGGCAUCAUUUCGAUGCAUCUGAGAGAGGAUAUCAGCCACAUUACAGAGGUGGUAGAGGAGCAGCACCAAGGUACCGGGGCCGUGGACUACGUGGAAAUAUAAGAGGAAUUGGCAGAGGAGCAGGUGGCUUCCGUCGGUCCCAGUCACAAGAGAUUGACUACCCAGAUUUUCCAACAGAGUAUUCCCAGGUUAACAAUUAUGGUAUGAAUGGUGAUGCAUCUGGUUUUAUGACACCAUAUAUGGGUACAUUUUAUUAUGGAAACAACAGUUACAUGCAUUUGGAUGACAUCACCUUGAAGGAGUAUAUCAGGAAACAAAUUGAAUACUACUUCAGUGAGGAAAAUCUGUUAAGAGACUUUUUUCUUCGGCGGAAGAUGGAUUCAGAUGGUUAUCUUCCAAUAAACUUAAUUGCUUCAUUCCAUCGUGUUCAGGCAUUGAGUACGGAUUUGAAAGCUGUCAUGGAUGCAAUAAGGGAUUCAGAAGUUUUGGAGAUAACUGAUUUUAAGGUACGGACAAAAGAGAAUCCAACUAAGUGGCCUAUUCAAGAUCCUACAGGUAGACAAGCAAUGGCAAUUGCUAGUAUGAAUGGUACAAUGAUGAUGCCACAUCAGUUACCGAGUAGCAUUCACCACUUCCCACCAGCAAGUUUCUCAGUACCUUGCAUGCCUCCGGCAGUUGCUAUGCGUGGUUAUAAGAGCUAUGCUGCUAGCAGGGUUGCUAAUGCAGGAACAGUAAUAACUUCACAGGGAAUGAAUAUGACAGCUACACCACCUGUCCAAAAUCCUGCCCAUUUAGUGGAUACCUUGAAUCCAGAUGUUCCAGAGUUUGUUCCAGAGAAUGUACGGCUUCAGGUAGAAAGUAGGGGACAAGCUGAUGGCCAAGAAGCAGAUUCAGACCUGGAAGGAGAAAAAUCUGACACAGAAGUAGCAGUAAAAUCAGAAGAUGACAAUAGUAGCUCUAACAAACAGCCUGAAGACAUUCCCAGCGAACGAAUGUGUGCAGAAGGCAAAUCCAGCACAAGUUCUCCUACAGAUCAGAUGUUGGAGAAAGGAAGUGUUGCACUUGCUGCAGAGCAAGCCAAGGUGGAUAAAAAUAAGACACCUAUACCGCUAGGGGAAGCAUCUCCCGAUGAUAUUUGGCGGCAGGUUAAAAGGAAGGUGAAACCACCCACAAAAGACAAAGCUGAGGAGAAAAAAAAUGAUGAAAAGAGAGAGAAAGAUCAGUUUAAAGAUCGUGAAGAUCUCAAUUUUCAAUUUGAUGAAGAACUGGACAAUCCAGUUCCAUCGGGAAGGCAUAACACAUUCACUGAUUGGUCUGAAGAUGAAUCUGACUACGAGUUAAGUGACCGAGAAAUAAACAAGAUCUUAAUUGUAACUCAGACGUCACAGCCAUCAAGAUACCCAAAGCACGAAGGUUAUGACCGCACAGGAGACUGGACCACAAGAGUCAAAAUAACUCAGGACCUAGCACAAGCAAUCAAUGAUGGUCUUCAUUAUUACGAAGAAGAUCUCUGGAGAGAACAUGAGUGGGUGCAGCAGACAGGUAGCUACAAGACAGUAAAUGUGAUUACUCGAGAAGAUUUUGAGAAAAUGGCUCCACGUCUUCCAAAGAAAUUGAAUCCAGAAGUUCCUCCUCCUCCACCUCCUUCACUGUCAACAGAAUCACAUGAUUUUGGAAAAGAAGAGGAAAUACCUCAUGCAUCAGAAGAGGUUGCAGAGACAAGGCCAGCUCCUACUGGAAGGCCUUCCAAAGAUCUUACUCAUCGUAGACGGGCAGCGCGCUUCUUCCCUGUGGUGAAAGAUGAGCACCUAGUUGAUCCACUAACACCAAGGAAGAGGAAAACAAGACAUGGUAGUAACCCUCCAGUUGAGCACCAUGUGGGAUGGAUCAUGGAUGUGAGAGAGCAUCGUCCCCGUACUACAUCCAUUGGAAGCAGUACAGGAACAAGCCCAAGUGAGGGUUUUCUUUCUGGUGGUACUCCUACUUCUUUGCCAGCCUUCCAACAUCCUUCACACUCACUCCUCAAGGAAAAUAAUUUCACCCAAGAAGUUUAUCACAAGUACCACUCAAGGUGCUUGAAAGAGAGGAACAGGUUAGGAAUUGGACAGUCACAAGAAAUGAACACAUUAUUCCGGUUUUGGUCAUUUUUCUUGCGGGAAAACUUCAAUCGCAACAUGUACAAGGAGUUCCGUUCAUUGGCUGUUGAGGAUGCUCAUGAAGGCUACAGAUAUGGAUUGGAGUGUCUCUUCAGGUACUAUAGUUAUGGCCUUGAAAAAAAAUUUAGACCAGAUGUAUAUCAAGACUUUCAAGAGGAAACGAUUGCAGACUAUGAAUCAGGGCAGUUAUAUGGUCUAGAAAAAUUUUGGGCCUUCCUGAAAUAUUACAAGCAUAGUGCAAAUUUGAUUGUUAACCCAAAAUUGAAAGAACAUCUUUCGAAGUUCAAGAGCAUUGAGGAUUUCAGAGUGGUUGAGCCUGCAGAUCCAAAAGAAUUUUUAGGAAGACUGCACAUGAUCAAACGUCGAAAUAGAAGUGUCUCAGAGAGUUAUAGUGUUGAGGUACGACAGCGGCAUCCAUUACAACAAAAACGAAUACGUCGAUUGUCUGGUGGGUCAGGACGUGUACGUGCAGACUCUCUGGGUCCUGUUGGUGCCAGUUCAAACACAUCAGGAAGCAGUAAUAAGGCACAUGUUUCCUUUGACUUUGGUGGUGGCAAGAAGGAAGUCCCUAUCAGGGUGGUGAAAGAAGACUGUAGCUCUCACUCAGAGGAGGCCUGAAAUCUUGAACUAUUGAUGAAGAAAUGACUGUAGUGUUUUCUCUGCAUUUAUUUCUUCAACCUCAAAAGUCACGGAGUGUGCUGCCCUUCAUAUUGCCAAACAUGAAUUUUUAAAUGACUAAAUAUUUAUAUGUUGAAAAGUGAGCACCUGCCAUUUGCUUAGUGGGUUGAUCUAAAAGCUCCGUGUCGCAAUGAAGCCAGAGGCAGCAUUUUUAGGAACAGGUUUUAUUCUUAAAGUCACUUGUGAGAUGUGCAAGACAGUCAUUUCAAAAACUGUUUUUGACAAAAUGUUCCCUUACUUUCCUGUGUUCAUGUUUUAUUGAUAGGGAAAAAAUGCUAUAUUUUCAGUCAGUGCCUUGCAGUUACCAAGAGAAGAAAAGUCACUUAGCCUUCAACUUGCCACAGAUUCUUAUCCCCGUUCUCUCCUCCCUUGUCAUUUCACCCUUACCCCCCCCCCCCCCCCCCCCCCCCUGCAAGUUCCACUAGCAUUACGAAGUCAAAAAUUGGGUAGGUUUUACAAGUGACAAUAGGCAUUUUUUAAAGAUAAGGUAGUUUUCCCCUUGUGUAUUAUAUACCUUUAAUCUAUUUACUGCAGUACUGAAUAAUUUUUAUAUAUUCAGUGCUUAUGAGCACUGUUUUACUAUCAUUUGUGUGAAACUGUACACUUUGUUAUUAGAAUUAGGAAAUAUUUUAUUGUUUCAAACUCGUUUGUCUUCCGAAAGUGAAAGAGCUGUGAGUGUUCUGUCAGUUGAUGCAUGCAUACUUCUAUGUCUGGUAUUGAACAGUGUUGUCUAGCACAAAAAAGUUGUACACUUUUAUGGAAAGUUGGAAAUGCAGAUUUUUUGCUGAGGAACACUAGAUCAGUAGAGACAUUUUUUGGCCCUGUAUGCAUUCUGACAUUGUUGAGCCAUCUUAAUAUUAAAGCUUCAUCGUACAGUGUCCUUCAGUUAUUAUUUGUGAAAAUGCAGUUUGUAUCAAGUCAUUUUGUUGCUUGCAAAUUUUACAGAAUUUAGUGUUCUACUUGUCUAGGUGUGUUGUAUUUGUUAAACUGCAGAAGAUUGAUCAGUGUUUUAUGACAUACACACUCAUAUCUUUGAUUGCAGUAAGCAUCAGGUAUAUGUAUUGAGAAUUUUGCAAAGAAUUUUAUGGUUUUAUGGGAAGCAUUGGGAGAAGGAUCUAUUUACUUGACAAAAUACCUUUCCAGAGAUUCCAACAGUUUAUAUGCAAAUGUUUUUUAUAUGAUCUGAAAUUGCAUCAACUUUCAGAACUCGUGUUUAAUGGGAGUAAAAUAUAUGGAUAUUAUGUUAUUGACCUGAGUAAUAAUCUUUUUGUUCUUAAGUUGUUUUAAAAAAAUAAAUAAAACUGUGUGUUUAUGUUUAUUCCAGUUUUGCGAAGAAUUGUGUAUGGCAUGCUUCGUAACAUGGUUAUUUUGUGGCUUUUUUUGGUCCAUGAAUAACAUCAAAUUGGUGUUCUACAGUUUUAAUACUGACUGUGACACACUUUUCAUAAACAGCGAGACAAUAUAAUGGAUAAUAAACAAGAACCGUCUUUUUUAAUCAUACAAUAUUUCUUUUUGUUAGACGUAUGUAUGUUUUAUUCAGAAAAGUGCUUCUUGUAUAACUAUUACAUUCAGAUUACUUACUCUUGGGGGUUUCUGAUCCACGCUAUAGAAUGCAACUGUGAAAGAAGUAAAGUUUGUUGUACUGGUAGAUUUUCAGUGUGUUUUAUUGUACCCACAUUAUUAUUAUUAUUAUUAUUAUUAUUAUUAUUAUUAUUGUUUUGACUGGUAGUUUGGGAUUGGGGAAAUUCAUGUUAUUUGUUGUGUAUUUUGUUAUGUAUUGUUUUUAAGUAUUUAGAAAAUAAUGCAUUUAGAAUAAUGAUAGUUUUCAUCAAGGUUUUAAAUUUAUUUGAGAUUGCUACUCUCAUGUUGAAUAUUUUUAUGUUGAUAUUCAUCAAAAUAUGAAAGUUACCGUGAAAAGUAAGAUAGAACAAUACUUGAUUUUUGUUUCUUUGACAACUCCUUCUCAAUUUCAUUGUGCUUGCUUACAAGACAAUCUACAAAAAAAGAAAAAUUAGGUACUGUAUAUUACAGCAUUUAUGAUAACUCCAUCAAAUAACAAUUAAGUCUUGUCCAAGCUCAGAUGUUAAAUGCAAUAAUAAAGUUUAAUAAUAGGAAUCUUUUCUGCACUUCGUUGGCAGACUCUACAUUUAAAAUAAUAAGGUUAUUGCUAGAAGUGGCCCACCAGGAAGAGCAAUUUUGAUUUUCCUGCAUUGUAAAUAGUGUAGAUGAAUUUAGAUAACUGGUAUGUAUGAUCAAAAAUGUGCCUUUUACCUUUCUGAAUUAAUGCAGUUAAAAUGUAGUGUGUGUUUUGCACAAGAUUUGCAGAUACUUGAUCUCAGUAUGUAAGAUAAACUGUUCUAAGCCCAAUGAUCUGUGCAUUUAAAUCUGUGUCUAUAGUGGUGGGCGAGAGAAAUUUAGUGUUCAGCACUUUAUUUUGGGUGAACUGCAUUUCAGUGAUGAACUGUAUCAGCAUUUCACAUCACUUAUUUGUACAGUAAAAGGUAUAGUAUUGUCACAUUAAAUUGGUCUGGAAAAAGAAGGCAAAACAAACUGAGGCAGGAUUUCUGCUAUGAUAUGGUUCCUAGUCACUCUUCGUGGUAUUUGUAUCUGUUUUGAUAGAUUUCUGGAGAAUCUAUGAUAACUGCAAUGUGAAUCAAUUAUGUUGAUUAUGGAAUAAUUUUUAGGGUUCAGGUCUGUGUUGUACUUCUUGAUUUGAGUUUUGCUCAGUUGUAAUCUCCUAAGAAACUGAAACAGCUUUCUUUUCUAAAGGGUAUGUAGAUGCAUACUACAUUUUCACAUACUUACUGUUGACUUUUUAUUUAAAAUAGAUUCAUAACUUUGUUGGACAUACAUAUCACAUGCUGUAAUGUAAAAAAGAAUUGUUUCAAGCCUAACCUUUAAAAAAAUUAUGUAGGUAUCGUUUGGAUGUGUGAUAUUCCAUGACUGGGACAUAAAAUUAUUUUUUUAAAGCCAGAAAAUUUUGAUAACAAACAUUUUGUAUUUAGCUUGCUGAGAUCAGCGAUUCUUGUUGCUCACAUUGAAUUAUGUCCACAUUUUUUUGCUAUCAUAUGUAUACAGACAAAUGAUAAACUUAAGAUGAGCCAUGUGAUAAUUUAAAGUUGCUUUGUUCUGGUUAUUUUUUCAGUUCUACUGAGUAACUGGGAUUACAUCAUUGACUCAAAAUAUUUCAGAAAGACAUGUAAUCCUUAGUUGGCUCUAUUGUCAAAGCCAUAUGGUAGAGGAAACCACAUACGCCAGACUCAUAUUAAGCAUAAUUUUGUAUACAUUUGUAAUAAAUUUGUAAUAGUGCUGAUUUUGUGUAUGUAUAUGUGUGUGUUAAUAUACAGACAUCCAUAUAACAUGUCUAAAAUUUUGUAAGAACAAAAAUAAGUUAAAAAUUACAUUAAAACUGUAAAAACUAA
Molecule: messenger RNA, 7564 nt
Organism: Schistocerca serialis cubense
Lineage: Eukaryota; Metazoa; Arthropoda; Insecta; Orthoptera; Acrididae
Gene: larp
Product: la-related protein 1
Exons: 20
Coding region: 207-4082 (1291 amino acids)
Biological process (GO): positive regulation of translation; mRNA stabilization
Cellular component (GO): cytoplasmic stress granule; cytosol
Molecular function (GO): RNA cap binding
Source: RefSeq, a predicted model, not a curated record